Messenger RNA from Triticum aestivum (bread wheat), 4067 nucleotides. RefSeq names its product TPR and ankyrin repeat-containing protein 1-like. Bases 157 to 2526 code for a protein of 789 amino acids. Lineage: Eukaryota; Viridiplantae; Streptophyta; Magnoliopsida; Poales; Poaceae. The record is from RefSeq and is a predicted model, not a curated record. Gene Ontology annotation, molecular function: protein binding; ATP binding. The transcript is spliced from 4 exons.
AAACUUUUAUUGUUAAUAUUAAUUUGAAUUUGAAUUUUGAAACGGUUUGACCUAACGGUAGAUUAGCAACAGUAACUGUGGUGACGUGGCACCAUUAGCGUGGGAUUACUGUAGCUUGAUUAUCCGGGCGUUACACUGGGAAGACAAGAUUAUGUGAUGCUUUCAGAUAAAAGAUUUUCAUCUUUGAACAAUGAUAAGAGAGAUAAAAUUUAUGAUAUAUUCCUUGAAUAUGAGAGUAUGAAAUGUACUGCCAAGGAGUUUGAUUUGUCAGAUUUUGUCAAUAGUCUUCACAGCAGUCUUGUAUCUGAGGGCUACCAUGGCGAUAUGGUGGAUUUUGUUUACAUAGAUGAGGUACAGGAUCUCACCAUGACACAAAUAGCACUUCUUAAGUAUGUCUGUAUGAACAUCAAGGAAGGCUUCCUUUUUGCUGGUGAUACUGCACAGACUAUAGCAAGAGGUAUCGAUUUCAGGUUUGAAGAUAUCCGUUCACUUUUUUAUACUGCAUUCCUGGCAGAAACAGAAGUGUCAAAUCAAGGACUUAAACACGGUAAAAAGGUCCAUCUCUCUGAUAUGUUCCAACUGUCUCAAAAUUUCCGCACACAUUGUGGCAUCCUCCGUAUGGCACAAAGUAUCAUGAGCCUUCUGUACUUCUUUUUCCCAUCAAGUGUUGACAAGCUUAAUCCAGAGACUGGACUUGUAUACGGAGAAGCUCCUGUGCUGCUGGAGUCUGAUAACGAUGAAAAUGUAAUUAUGACCAUUUUUGGAGAAAGCAAAACCAAACAUGGUAACCUGCACGGGUUUGGUGCUGAGCAAGUCAUACUGGUUCGUGAUGAUGCUGCCAAAAAACAAAUUAUUGAUCUUGUUGGUAAACAAGCUCUUGUUUUGACCAUUGUUGAAUGUAAGGGCCUUGAGUUUCAGGAUGUGCUGUUGUACAACUUUUUUGGUUCGUCGCCUUUAAGAAACAAAUGGAGAGUUCUCUAUGGCUACAUGAAAGAUAGAGAUAUUAUAUCACACUCUGAGGAGAUCUCUCAUCCUGGUUUCGACAGAAGCAAGCAUUAUCUUCUCUGUUCAGAGCUGAAGCAACUAUAUGUUGCAAUCACACGCACUAGGCAAAGACUCUGGAUAUGUGAAAAUACGGAGGAUUACUGUCGACCAAUGUUUGACUACUGGAAGAAGUUGUGUCUAGUAGAAGUUAGAUUACUAGAUUCUUCCCUCAUUCAGGCAAUGCAGACGGGGAGCAGCAGUGAUGAUUGGAGGCUACGGGGAACCAAGUUAUUCAAUGAGGGGCAAUUCGAGAUGGCUACUAUGUGCUUUGAAAAGGCCGGUGAUGCACAUAGAGAGAAGUUGGCGAGAGCUGCUGGACUUGUAGCGACUGCUAACCGUGUCAUCUCAACAAAUUUGGAGUUGGGCAAGGCUUCAUUGCAAACAGCAUCAGAGAUUUACGAGUCCAUAGGCAUGCAUGAGAAAGCUGCUACUUGCUAUAUCAAAUUAGGUAUGGUCUAUAUGCAAAAAUGCGGUACUUCUAAACUUGAGGAUGCUGGUGAUUGUUUUGCUAUGGCUGAAUGCUGGUCGGAGGCAGCUGAAGUGUUCUUGAAAGCUAAAUGUUACACAAAGUGUUUCUCCAUGUGCUCGAAAGGGAAAAAAUUAUUCAAUCUGGGCCUACAGUUUCUGCAGCAGUUAGAGGAGGAACAUUCGCUUGAGAAUUCAAAAUCUUUGGAGGUUUCUGCAAUUAGAACAAAGUAUCUGGAUAAUUGUGCUCAACAUUAUUUUGAGCGUGGUCACAUAAAGCAUAUGAUGCCUUUUGUUAAAGCUUUCAGCUCUAUGGAUCAUGUACGGGCAUUCCUAAAUUCUCGGAAUCUUGUUGAUGAACUGUUGAGUUUAGAGAUGGAGAUGGGUAAUUUCCUAGAAGCUGCAGGAAUAGCAAAGCAUAAUGGAGAUGUCUUACUGGAGGUAGACAUGCUCGAGAAGGCAGGCUUGUUUGAGGAUGCGACACGGCUUCUCCUCCUCCAUAUCAUUGUGGAUUCCUUGUGGUCUUCAAAUAGUAGAGGGUGGCCUCCCAAAAGAUAUGCAGAGAAGGAACAGUUGCUUUCAAAAGCAAAAGAGAUGGCAGAAAAGGUAUCCGAGUGCUUCUACUGCUUUGUUUGCGUGGAAGCUGAUGCACUGUCAGAUGUUAACAAGUCUCUUCCCAGUUUAAAUUGCACUUUGGUUGAGGGCAGAAAAUGUGCAAACUUGUUAGUUGAACUCGUUGCUUCCCGUUCGAUUCUUGAUGUUCAUCUCCAGUCUCGAGCCUCUGGAUACAAUAUAGAAUUAGGGCCAGGAUCUGAGGAUGAAAAUUGUUGUAAUGAUAUGCUGGCCUCUAACCAGAUGUCACCCCAAACUCUGUUUUAUGUUUGGAAUAACUGGAAGUCAAUCAUAAUCAAAGUACUAUCUCAACUUUGCCACGCCGAUGGUCCAGAAUUAAAUGAUUAUGCAGUUAUGUAUGAAGAUCUUUGUGCCAAGUACUUUUGGAUUGCGAAAAGAUGGUGAAGCUGACAUAUAUGUGGUGCUUAACGUGAAUGCAAGUUGGCUUUCUACUGCUGGCAGAAAUUCUUUGCAGCAAGAUGGCAACAGAUGUUUCUUGGGUGCCCCUCAGUGUUAUUCAUGUGCUCAGUGUUUCUGGAUGAAUGAGCUGUCUUCUGUUGGUUUCAGUGUACUUAAGAAGUUGGAGGCCAUUGUUCAAAUUUCUCCAAAGUCAUCAUCUUCUUAUACCCUGGUGAGAACUAUCCUUAUCAUAAAUGAGAUAGCAAAGUUUCUGGAAGAACCACAGUUCAGUAUGCCAAAAAGUUCCAUGAAGUUAAGAAGCUUUUUUGUUCUCUGCGGGCGUCGCUUCUUUGAGUUAGUUUUUCUUGUGUGGAGAGAUGGGACAACAAGGAGCCUCUUGCGUCUACUUGACUUGCCAGCUGCAUAUGGAUUGAUUGCUGAUUCUCUUAAUUCAAAUCUUCGCCCAGCAAAUAAAAAUCUGACUCACGGGCAUCUUGGGAGAACAACAAUGCUCCUGCUUCAUGCAGCACAAUUGGAUGAAGCGCUACUUUCAAGACUACUGCAGUACCUGGACAAUAGUUCUGAUUGGGCAGAAUUUUUUCAAUAUUUCAAAAGAUUUCUUGACAGUGGUGGUGAUAGAUCCUCCUUGAUCUCGAACUUUAAGCGUUCUCUUGAGUUUACCUUCAAUGUGAAGUGGAAGGAUGAACUAGACUACAUAUCCCCAAUAUGCUAUGUGGGUCUUUUAUGGAGUGCCUUGGUUUUAUGGCUUCAUCAUGCUUAAUACAGAAUGAUUUUAUAUGCUGCACGAAAUCUCUGUUGGUCAAUAUGUUGGAGUGCCGUACCAGCAAGGUUUACAUUGACACCUGCCUGGUAUCUAACUCGAGCCCAGAUUCUGAUCUUGAUCGUUUGGCAUACACAUCAGGCCGUUUCAUAUAUCAGACAAUUAUGGCUAUCUUGACGAGCAAGCAUAUGCUCCAGGAAUGGGUACAUAAGACUUCAUGUCCUUCUAGUACUUCAUACAAACCGGUCCUCCUUAGACUAGUUGUUACACUUAUCCACUGAUCCUUACUCUUUCUCUGGGGAAUUGCUAUGAGGUCACACAGAACCUCCUGAGGAAUGAAGUGUUUAAGGAUUUACCUGUGGAGUUCUCUCAGAAGAUUGUACAUGCUUUGCAAAUUAAGUCUCGCACACCGAGCAACUUCACAAGAGCGCUUGCUGAUGCACUCGCCGCAAUCGGAGAUAAUAUGGUAGUUAUUGGUACACCCAAGAGCCCGGUAGACUGUCAAAACUUAAAUGCUUAUAUGAUUAGCAAGGAGGAUUUGUAUGAUGUUCCGAAGAUAAUGGCUCUUCUGUGUCCUGAAGAAGCAAGUUAUGUAAAGCAAGAGACUCCGUUGCCUGAAAAAUCUGAUGGUAAUAAGUCUGGCAAUGUUAUUUCUGGAAACAUUCCUAAGGAUGCACAGGAUAAUGAGAUGGAGCGUAGUAGUGAGAUGGAUUUAGCUGAUGAGAUACUCUUUGAGAAGCUUGAGACUCUUCGAGCCGAAGGCCUG